AUGGAAGACAAUGUGGAAACUGGAAAAAAGAGAACAUCAUCUGUACUUGAUGUCGAAAAAGUUGAAGAAAAUAAGAAAUUUGGUUCUCGAUUAUUAAAAGAUGAAAGUGAAGUGUUUAGUUAUAAUGCUUGGGAUCAUGUCGAUUGGGAUGAAGAACAAGAAAAAUCAGCUAAAGAGAAAGUAUCUGCUCAACUUGAAAACCCUGUUCCUUUAGAAGAACAAGAACAAUAUUAUAAAAAUCCAGCAGAUUAUUGGAAUAAGUUUUAUGAAAAAAAUGAAAAUCGAUUCUUUAAAAAUCGUAAUUGGUUAAAGAUUGAAUUCCCAGAAUUAUUUGAUACAAGUAAAGUAGAUGCAGGACGGAAACGAGUAUUUGAAAUAGGAUGUGGAGCAGGCAACACAAUGUAUCCUUUAUUAGAACAAAAUAAAAACGCUGAACUCUUUGUGUAUGCAGCAGAUUAUUCAAAGACAGCUGUAGACGUUGUAGUUGGUAACAAAAAUUACAAUCCAAAAAGAUCACUUGCAUUUGUAUGGGAUCUUUCAAGUCCCAACAUACCCGAGGAAAUUGAAGCAGAAUCAUUAGACAUUGUAGUCCUGAUCUUUGUCAUGUCAGCAUUAGCACCAGAACAAUGGGAACAAGCGGUUAAGAACAUAUACCGUAUGUUAAAACCAGGAGGACUUGUAUUAUUCCGUGAUUAUGGACGAUAUGACCUUGCACAAUUACGAUUUAAAAAGAAUCGAUUAUUAAAAGAAAACUUUUAUAUUCGAGGAGAUGGAACACGCGUUUAUUUUUUUACAUCAGAAGAAAUAGCAAAGAUAUUUAAACAAGAUAAUUUAUUUAGAAUAGAACAAAAUGCAGUAGAUCGUCGAUUAAUUGUUAACCGACAACGUAAAUUAAAAAUGUAUCGCGUAUGGCUUCAAGGCAAAUUCAGAAAGAUUUAA
This is a messenger RNA of Cokeromyces recurvatus, 939 nucleotides long. Its product is annotated as S-adenosyl-L-methionine-dependent methyltransferase. The transcript has 3 exons. Lineage: Eukaryota; Fungi; Mucoromycota; Mucoromycetes; Mucorales; Mucoraceae. Gene Ontology annotation, molecular function: tRNA (cytidine-N3)-methyltransferase activity. The coding region runs from base 1 to 939 and encodes 312 amino acids. The record is from RefSeq and is a predicted model, not a curated record.